Messenger RNA from Columba livia (rock pigeon), 2275 nucleotides. RefSeq names its product VPS52 subunit of GARP complex (gene VPS52). Gene Ontology annotation, molecular function: syntaxin binding. Lineage: Eukaryota; Metazoa; Chordata; Aves; Columbiformes; Columbidae. Gene Ontology annotation, biological process: retrograde transport, endosome to Golgi; Golgi to vacuole transport; lysosomal transport. The record is from RefSeq and is a predicted model, not a curated record. Gene Ontology annotation, cellular component: GARP complex.
GUGGAGGGCGGGGUCAUGUGACAGGAGCCGCUGUCAUGGCGGCGGAGGCAGCGGUUCGGGGCCCGGAGGCGCCGCUGGAGCCGGAGCCGGAGCCGAGUUGGGUCCGGCCCCAGCGAGGCCGAGCUGGAGCUGGAGGGGGAGGAGCUGGUGCUGGAUGAAGUGGACGUUCACAUCCAGGCCAACCUGGAGGACGCGCUGGUGCAGGAGGCGCUGAAGACGGGCGUGGACCUGCGCGAAUACUCCAAGCAGGUGAGCUGGAGCUGCAGGAGGUGGAACGCGCGUCCAUCCGCGACUACAUCAAGGAGAGCGAGAACAUCGCGUCGCUGCACAACCAGAUCACGGCGUGCGACGCCAUCCUGGAGCGCAUGGAGCAGAUGCUGGGCGCCUUCCAGUGCGACCUGAGCAGCAUCAGCUGCGAGAUCCGCGCGCUGCAGGAGCACUCGGUGGCCAUGACCCUGCGGCUCCACAACCGCCGCGCCGUGCGCCGCCAGCUCGGCCGCCUGCUGGACCAGCUCGUCGUGCCCCCCGCCAUGAUCAGCGCCAUCCUGGAGGCGCCGGUGACGGAGCCGCAGUUCCUGGAGCAGCUGCAGGAGCUCAACGGGAAGAUCGACUCGGUGAAGGAGCAAGCGUUCCGCGACACCGUGGCCUGCGCCGACGUGCCAGUCCUGGAGAAGCUCAAGAUCAAGGCGGUGACCAAGAUCCGCGAGUUCGUGCUGCAGAAGAUCUAUUCGUUCCGCAAGCCCAUGACCAACUACCAGAUCCCCCAGAACGCCUUGCUGAAGUACAGGUUCUUCUAUCAGUUGCUGGCCAACGAGCGGGCGGUGGCGCAGGAGCUGCGCGAGCAGUACGUGGACACCGUGGGCAAGAUCUACCUGUCCUACUUCAAGUCCUACACCGCCCGCCUCAUGAAGAUCCAGUACGAGGAGGUGGCGGAGAAGGACGAUCUCAUGGGGGUGGAGGACACGGCCAAGAAGGGCUUCUUCUCCAAACCGUCGCUGAAGAACCGCAACACGGUGUUCACGCUGGGCAACCGCGGCGGCGUCAUCGCGGCGGCCGAGCUGGAGGCGCCCAUCAUCGUGCCCCACGCCGCGCAGAGGAGCGACCUCAGGUUCCCGUUCGAGUCGCUGUUCCGCAGCCAGCACUACGCGCUGCUGGACACGGGCUGCCGCGAGUUCGCCUUCCUCUGCGACUUCUUCAUGGUGACCGGCCCCAGCGCGCUCCAGCUCUUCGACGCCGUCAUGGGCAAGACCUUGGCCAUGGUCCUGAAGCACGUGGACGCGUACGUGUGCGACUGCUACGACGGCAUCGCCGUGUUCCUCUGCAUCCACAUCGUCCUGCGCUUCCGCGCCCUCGUGGCCAAGCGCAACAUCCCGGCGCUCGACAGGUACUGGGAGGCGCUGCUGGAGCUGCUGUGGCCGCGCUUCGAGCACAUCCUGGAGCUGAACAUCCAGAGCAUCCAGAGCACCGACCCGCAGAAGCUGGGCUUCCUGGACACGCGCCCCCACUACAUCACGCGCCGCUACGCCGAGUUCUCCUCGGCCAUCGUCAGCAUCAACCAGACCUUCCCCAACGAGAAGACGAACGCGCUGCUGGGGCAGCUGCAGGUGGAGGUGGAGAACUUUGUGCUCCGCGUGGCCGCCGAGUUCUCGUCCCGCAAGGAGCAGCUCAUCUUCCUCAUCAACAACUACGACAUGAUGCUGGGCGUCCUCAUGGAGCGAGCGGUGGAGGAGAGCAAAGAGGUGGAGGGUUUCCAGCAGCUCCUCUCCGCCCGCACGCAGGAGUUCAUCGAGGAGCUGCUGUCCCCCCCAUUCGGCGGCAUGAUCGCCUUCGUCAAGGAGGCCGAGGCGCUGCUGGAGAAGGGGCAGCUGGAGCGGCUGCGCGGGGAGGAGGCUCGCGUCACCCAACUGGCUCGAGGCUUCUCCAGCACCUGGAAGGCGUCGGUGGAGUCGCUGAGCCAGGACGUCAUGAGAUCCUUCAGCAACUUCAAGAACGGCACCAGCAUCAUCCAGGGCGCGCUGACGCAGCUGAUCCAGUAUUACCACCGGUUCCACAAGGUGCUGGCGCAGCCACCGCUGCGGGCGCUGCCGGUGCGCGCCGACCUCAUCAACAUCCACCACCUCAUGGUGGAGCUCAAGAAGCACAAACCCAACUUCUAAAUGGGGGGGGGGGGUGUUUGUGUGUCCCCCCCCCACCCCCAGGUGGCUGUCUGUCCCCCCACCCCCCCCCGGUGUCACAUUGUCACCCCACGAAACACGCGGAUAAAGGUGAGAAAGGA